Messenger RNA from Melanotaenia boesemani (Boeseman's rainbowfish), 948 nucleotides. RefSeq names its product MORN repeat containing 3 (gene morn3). NCBI's taxonomy places the organism in Eukaryota, Metazoa, Chordata, Actinopteri, Atheriniformes, Melanotaeniidae. The coding region runs from base 177 to 890 and encodes 237 amino acids. The transcript has 6 exons. The record is from RefSeq and is a predicted model, not a curated record.
UUGUGUUGCUAGGAUACAACAAACACAUCUGCUCCACAGCUGAGGAAGUUAGACUGCUAGCUAGCUAGUAACAUGUUUUCUUCAUUGUUACAUGUGCUCAUUUAACAGAUAGGAUUUAAUUAAAAAGUAAUCCACUUGGACACACUGCUAAGGGUGUCAUUGAGCUACCUCCAGCCAUGCCAGUUAUCAAACGAUCUAAAAAGAAUCUGCCAAACUCAACACUGAAGGAUUUGAAGUCACAGAAAUGCGGACUUCGACACACAGUUUUCUCUGUCAGUGGAAAUAAAUACACUGGAGAGUGGAGGGAUGACAAGAAGCAUGGCAAAGGAACUCAGGUUUGGAAGAGACCUGCUGCCGUUUAUAAUGGAGAAUGGAAAUUUGGAAAACCUGAUGGGUAUGGCGAUUAUAGUGUGCUUCUCCCAGGAUCACAGGAGUACACAAGGAGGUACAGUGGUGGAUGGAAAAAUGGAAAGAAACACGGUGAUGGGAUGUACUUCUACAACAACUUGGCAUUCUAUGAAGGGGAAUGGAGUGAGAACCAACGGAGUGGCUGGGGAAGGAUGUACUAUGACAAUGGAGACAUCUAUGAGGGAGAGUGGAUGAAGGAUAAACGUGAUGGGCAAGGAAUUAUUAGAUUUUCAAAUGGAAACUGGUAUGAAGGGACAUGGCAACAUGGCCAAAAGAAUGGUAAUGGCAAGUUCUACUAUUCUGACAAAGGCAUGCUCUAUGAAGGUUUUUGGGUGGAUGGAGUGGCAAAAUGUGGAACCCUGUCUGAUUAUGAAAGGGAUGCAGCCCCAACACCUGCCAAACUUCCAAUUCCAAAGGUAUGUCUGGUGGAUGUGGAGUCAGUUUUAAGGGAAGCUGAAUCAGCUUACAAUGGUCAGUCUUGACUUUCAGCAAGAGGAUCAUUAAGUCUACUCCAUUAUGUAAUAAAAAUAUGCAUAAGUA